Molecule: messenger RNA, 5925 nt
Organism: Acanthochromis polyacanthus (spiny chromis)
Lineage: Eukaryota; Metazoa; Chordata; Actinopteri; Pomacentridae
Gene: ube3b
Product: ubiquitin protein ligase E3B
Exons: 27
Coding region: 463-3669 (1068 amino acids)
Biological process (GO): protein polyubiquitination; ubiquitin-dependent protein catabolic process
Molecular function (GO): protein binding; ubiquitin protein ligase activity
Source: RefSeq, a predicted model, not a curated record
CGAUGAAUACUCUCAUAUCGCGAUUUAUACGCGAAAAAAUAAAUACUACCCGGAACCAUUUAAUGCGACACAGGGGAUUAAUGGCUGCAGUCAAUGUACAGAUCUCCUCUCAUUGUUUACAUUUCGAAACGGUAUUUUCUCUGGGUUUGCGGCACUGUCAUUGACAUAGGAUCAAACCUAACCUCACAGUGAUGCUCAAUAUUGAUAAAUUAAUCUGAAAAAAAAUCUCAUUGAGUCAAUAUCAAGCCGACAAGCAGCGAACUAGCCCUGUGUGCUAACUAUCACAGCCCCAUCUUCACUGUGUAGCUCGUUGCUCCGGAGAUGGCAAGUUAGUCUUCUUUUUUCAUUUGGCUUUUCUCCUGCUUGGAUCUCAAGGACACCCAAAUGGCUGAGGAGGUAUAGCGGCAGGUGAGCCUGAAGGCCAGAGAAAAGCUUCUUAUCUUCGGUAUCGCAGAGUACACAAUGUUUAGUGUACCUCAAAGCUCCAAGUCCGACUUCCUGGACAAAGCCAGGCAGGCCAGAGAGGAGAGGAAGGGACAGAAGGAGAAGGAGAGAGCAGCAAUCCUCAUCCAAGCCCUGGUCAGGAGAUUUCUCUGUCGCUGCAGACUACAGAAGCAGAUAAGGAAAGAGGUUGAUGACUAUUUUCAAGCUUCUGAAACUGGGACAUCAAAAAGAAAUGCACUUUCAAUUUUCAAAAUUGCUCGGAAAUUACUAUUCAUAUAUCGGCCAGAGGAUAAGAUGAAGUUUGAGAAGCUCUGUCGGGCUAUCUUGGCCAGCAUGGAGGUUGAAAAUGAACCUAAAGUCUGGUAUGUUUCCUUGGCUCUCUCCAAAGACCUCACUAUUCCCUGGCUCAAACAGAUAAAAGAUGUGCUGUGGACCUGCUGUCAACUGCUGAAAAAUUUAAAGCCUGACAUACUUCAGGACAACAAGUUGGUAACGUUGUACCUCACCAUGCUGGUGACCUUCACAGACACUUUAACCUGGAGGAUAGUCAGAGGGAAAGGUGAGGCUCUCAGACCUGCUUUGACGAGGAUUUGUGAAAACAUCAUGGGCCAUCUCAAUCAAAAGGGAUUCUAUUCAAUACUGCAGAUCUUGCUGACCAAUGGCUUGGCUCGUUCUAAACCAUCUCUCUCCAAAGGCACACUGACCGCCAUUUUCACUUUGUCAUUAAGGCCAGUCAUUGCUGCUCAUUUCUCAGAGAACCUGCUAAGAUCAUUCCUCAUUCACAUCAUGUCAGUUCCAGCCAUCAUAUCCCACCUCAAUGUUCUUACUCCAGAGUGCAUGGCAUCCAUCCAGACGCAUGACCUGCUGCGGAAGUUUAUUCUGUUUCUCAGUCGGGAAGAGCAGUGUUUGGACAUCUGUGUGUGUCUUGAGGGCAGCCACACACUCUGCUUACUUGGCAACCUAAUUCAAUUGGGCUAUCUUAAUGAGAAAGUCCUGGAAGAGGAGGCCAACCAUUUUGUGAAGGACCUAACAGACAUGCUGUCCUACUGCCAGAGAUAUGUAUCGCAGAAGAAGUCCAACCUGACCCACUGGCACCCUGUCCUGGGCUGGUUCUCUCAGACAGUAGACUACGGUCUGAAUGAGUCAAUGCCACUGGUCACUAAGCAGCUUCAGCACCUGUGGGGUGUGUCUGUCAUUCGAACGCUCUUCAGUGAUGUCCUCUCCAAAAAGCUGGAGAGUCAGGAGCCAACUCCUCCACCUCCGCUACCGAGCACGUCACAAAACAAUCUACCAGUUAAAAACCUUUUCAAGCGAGCAUUUCAAAAGUCGGCUUCAGUACGAAACAUCCUGAAACCAGUUGGAGGGAAGCGAGUUGACUCAGCUGAAGUUCAGAAAGUGUGCAGCAUCUGUGUGCUCUACCAGACCGCUCUGUCUACACUGACACAAAUCCGCCUCCAGAUACUCACUGGUUUGACACAUCUUGAUGACCUUUUGCCAAAACUUUGGGCCUUCAUCUGUGAACUUGGCCCUCAGGGAGGCCUCAAACUCUUUAUGGAGUGUCUGAACAAUGACACCGAGGAGUCUAAGCAGCUCCUGGCUAUGCUCAUGCUCUUCUGUGACUGCUCACGUCACCUCAUCACAAUUCUGGAUGACAUUGAAGUCUAUGAGGAACAAACAUCCUUCAAGAUAGAGGAACUGAUCACUAUCUCCUCUUUUCUGAACACAUUUGUGUACAAAAUGAUAUGGGAUGGCAUCUUAGAAAAUGCAAAGGGAGAGAAGCUGGAGCUGUUUCACAGCGUUCACGGCUGGCUGAUGGUGCUUUAUGAACGAGACUGCAGACGAAGGUUCACCCCUGAUGACCACUGGCUACGAAAGGAUCUGAAGCCCAGCUUGUUGUUCCAAGAGUUAGAGAAAGGCAAGAAAAGAGCCCAGCUUUUACUGCAGUACAUCCCACAUGUUAUUCCACAUAAAAAUAGGGUGCUGCUGUUCAGAAACAUUGUCACAAAGGAAAAAGAAAACUUAGGACUGGUAGAAACAAGCUCUGCUUCUCCACAUGUCACCCAUAUUACCAUCCGCCGCUCACGGAUGUUAGAGGAUGGAUAUGACCAGCUCCGCCGUUUACCGGUGAAUUCUAUCAAAGGUGUUAUUCGUGUGAAGUUUGUUAACGACCUGGGAGUGGAUGAAGCUGGGAUUGAUCAGGAUGGUGUCUUCAAAGAGUUUCUGGAGGAGAUCAUUAAGAAAGUCUUCAAUCCUGCUCUGAACCUGUUUAAGACCACAAGUGGAAAUGAAAGACUGUAUCCUUCACCCACAUCUUACAUCCACGAGAACCAUUUGCAGCUGUUUGAGUUUGUGGGGAAGAUGCUCGGGAAAGCUGUAUAUGAGGGCAUUGUUGUGGACGUCCCUUUCGCCUCCUUCUUCCUCAGUCAAGUCUUGGGUCACCACCACAGCACCUUCUACAGCUCCAUCGAUGAGCUUCCCUCUCUGGACUCUGAGUUUUACAAGAACCUCACUUCCAUCAAGCGCUAUGAUGGAGAUGUAGGGGAUCUUGGGCUCACAUUAUCCUAUGAUGAGGAUGUUAUGGGACAGCUUGUUUGUCAUGAGUUGAUACCUGGGGGUAAAACCAUGCCUGUCACCAAUGAAAACAAGAUCAGCUACAUCCACCUCAUGGCUCACUUCCGGAUGCACACACAGAUUAAGGAGCAAACUGCUGCUUUCAUCAGAGGCUUCCGCAGCAUCAUUAAUACAGAGUGGCUGCACAUGUUUUCCACACCUGAGGUUCAGCGUCUUGUGUCAGGAGAUAAUGCUGAGAUUGAUCUGGAUGAUCUCAAGAAACACACGGUCUACUAUGGAGGUUUUCACAGCAGCCAUCGUGUCAUCAUCUGGCUGUGGGACAUCCUGUCCAGUGACUUCAACGCUGAAGAGAGGGCUAUGUUCCUUAAAUUUGUUACCAGCUGCUCGAGGCCACCUCUUCUAGGUUUUGCCUACCUCAAACCACCGUUCUCUAUCCGCUGUGUGGAAGUUUCAGAUGAUCAGGACACUGGAGACACUCUUGGCAGCGUCCUCAGAGGCUUUUUCACGAUCCGGAAGAAGGAGCCUGGUGGUCGUCUUCCUACUUCAUCUACGUGCUUCAAUCUGCUCAAGCUGCCCAACUACAGCAAGAAGAGCAUCUUGCGCGACAAGCUGCGCUACGCUAUCAGUAUGAACACAGGCUUCGAGCUCUCCUAACUCGGUUGCAUCGGGACGAUCUGCACAGGAGGGGUGUGUUAAACAGCCUGAACCAAGCAAGAGCCUCAGCUUACCUAAACAAAAGGGGAUUCAUGAAGGAUCUACCAAGUCUCCUUUUGUCUCUUUAAUACUGGAUGAGCUCUGAGGAAGUGAGCUUUACUUUAGUUCACUCUCUCCAGUCCAAUAAGAUGCUGUUAAUGCAUCACAAUCGAUUUUUUUACCAUCACCCUCUGCCACUCCAAAAAUGUAAUAUAUCGUGUAUUUAACUUCAUGAAAUACAGAUAUACAGUGGCUAGAUCCCUGUUUCUCAGGCUUAACAGAAUCAUUCUUGGAUUUAACACUCCUGUUUUAGGCGAACUGGAAAGCAAUACAGAUGCAAUGCAAGCCAUUAGACACAUGGUCGACUGACCCGAGUAAAACCAAGUGAUGCAUUGUUAAUAUCCUUACAUGCUUGGAUUCCCUUAUCCAGGCAACCUUUCGCUGAUAUUGGAUGAGUCUUAAAAUGUUUUGCUGAAUAUAAUGCAUCUUUUAUAAGUGGAAGACAAAUCAGUGUCUUGUGUUCAACCCUGAUGAAGGAGGGCUGGCCCAUAGCAGAGAAUCUGUGUUGAUUACAUUAUGUCCCGUUUUGAGGAAAAUCAUUUCGACCUUUCUCCAUUUACCCCCAUGAAAAGACAUGGUAGUCGCCCAAGAGAGAGAUGCUGACCCUCUGCUUUUUGUAUUCUUGGUACAUUAAAAAAAAAAAAAAAACUAACAUCUGCCUCAGUUCCAGUGAAGCAGCAACAAAAUUCUUGAAAACCUGAUGAUGCUGUUGUUUGAAAAAAAGAUGCCCUUGCUCUAGCAUCAGUUGCUUUUGAAAAAAAGAACUGGAAACGUUUUGUCACUUUUUGUUUCUGCCGAGCGGACACGAGUGUUCCAUGUCACACAUCUGUGCUUGACGUCCACGUUAAAAACAUGAAGAGUAAAGUUAAUCAGUCAUGUUAGUCUCUGUACCUAAUACUAGGAAACCUUACAACACUUUUGAAUAACGCUGAGUGCCUCAUGUGUUGCCAUCACCCCUUGCUGUCACAUGUCUGACUUAAUUCCAACCAUAACCAAUAACUACAUACUGUUUAUUGGAAACAAGCCAUAGGAAUGGGGGCUAUGGACCUGGACUCUCUGCUCCUGCUAACAAGACAGCAGAAACCCAACCACUGUACUACCACAACUACAACCACUGCGGGUUUUACUACAAUGCUCUCCGAUCUCUGUAGACUUUCUAAGCCAUGCAGAAAAGAAAUUGAGGUUUAAGAAAAACCUUUCAACAUGAUGUCAUGGACUGGUUCAUCAACCAAAUGUGACUGCUUGACUAAAUGAUGUUCCCUCGGAAAUAUUGCACACAUUUUUGUUGUUUAUGGCUGUUUUGGGGGUGGGGUGGGGUGGGGGAAGGGACAUGAGGGUGAAUGUUACCUUAUAAGCCUAAAAAUUCACACAGGGUUCAUUUACAUCUUGAAAUUAUUAAGGAAGAGACUUUUUGGGCAUUUAUGAGAAAGAGGAGGGUUCAACAAAAAUAUCAAAUCUUUCUUUAUUAUGCAAAAAAAAAAAAAAAGUGUUCUGUUGUGAAUGAGUAUGGAAACUUUUGUUAAUAAGUAACCUUGUUUCUAACUAGUUAUAUUCUGGCCACUAACUUGUGGAAAAACAUAAUAAAAUGCAACCACAACUAUACAUGCAUAUAUAUAAAUAACACUGGUUGUAUUGAAUGUACUUCCAGUUUACUAAUGAGAUUAGACAAUUUUCAAAUCUGACAAAUCAGUCAGGAGGCUCUUACCUAGGCUCUCCUCCUUCUAGUAUAUUCAAUCAAAAAUAGGAAACACUGCGAAUGGAUUUACUUAACGCACUACAAUGAGUGUGAGCCAGUGUGCGAGAGCGAUGAAAGAUACCUCACAUGCUCGUCUGUCUCCUCCGUUUUAAAUGAUGUCAAGAGUAGGCUAGACUUUAACUGUACCAGUGGACUGCUGAUGCUGACUUUGAAUUUCCACUCUUUUAGUACAAAAAUAAUAAAAAUCGAUCCUGGAAAUGUUCCCAAUCUUCCUGUGAAAAUUUUCAUCUCUUUUUAAAAAGUGUCUUUGAGAGUGGCUGCUCAAGCUACAGUACGGAGUGUGUCAUUGUAAGAAAACAAAAAGGAGAUUCCCAUGUAAGAUUUGUCCAUGUGUAAAAUACUUUUUCCUGUAAUGUUAAAUCAUGUACACAAGUAUUAUAUAAAUCAUUUACUUUAAAACA